CUGUUGUUGUAUUACAGUAACUGAAUAUGUUUUAGCAGUAUUUUCGCUAAAGGUCAUUUUCUUUUGAAUUCAGUAGUAGCCUGUUAUAGAAGCUUGUUCUUCUGUGGGUCAUUCCUGAGACUCGAAGUGUCCCAGGAACACAGAGAUGAGGACGCAGUCUGUGCUCUUGCUGUUGUUGGUGUGUGUGUUGUGGCAGGACGGCAGCGCCUCGCUCAUAACCGAUGGAUGCCAGGACGCCGCUGUAGUGAAGGCCGCCGAGGACACACUAGAGCAGAUCAACGCAGACAGACAGGAGGGCUAUGUGCUCUCACUCAACCGACUUCAUGAUGUCAAACAGGACAUAAAGGCAGAAGGUGUGAACCAUUUCCACCUGACGAUGGAUGUCCUGGAAACAGAGUGUCAUGUGAUCAGCAGGAGAAACUGGAAAUCCUGUGCUGUUAAAGGGGUUGGCAGUCUACCGGUGUUCGGGACGUGUGAUGCAUCGGUUUCCCUUCAGAGCUCCAUCAAAGUUGAGAAUUACAACUGCACCAUUCAACAAGUGGCAGCUCGAGCUAUAGUAAAGACUUGCCCCGACUGUCCAACUGCAGAACGCUUCGAUGAUCCCGUUAUAUCUGAGACCACAAGGCUGGCCCUGCAGAAAUUUAACAAGGACAGCGCUUCUCCACAUGUCUUUGCUCUUCUGAAUAUAACAGCAGCCAGCAUGCAGUGGGUUGUGGGUCCGUCUUAUUUUGUGGACUUCACCAUUCAAGAGACUGACUGCAAGAAAAGCACUGCUGAUAUCGAGCUCGCGCAAUGCAAGCUGAAGGACUCAGAGUCAGCACACAAGGGCUUUUGCACUGGUUCACACAUCAAUGCUGAUGACGGGCUCGAGAUCAAGGUUCCUGUUGAGGUCAAAUGUGACAUUUUUCAACCAAUGGCUGCUCGACCAGGGUCUUUUGGAUCAGUUCAUGUGGUCUCUCCUCCCCCUGAGCAAGCGUCCCCCAGAUCCCAGCCCACGGCCAGCAGCUGUCCCGGAGAGAGACGACACCAGCUCGGACUGACAGAGCUGGACCUCUGAUGGAAAUCACUUACAGCCCCGCCAUACAGUCCAAACAAGCACUGGAGAUCUUCACUUCUCCCAAAAUGUGCUUUUCGUUUUCAUAUUUAC
Messenger RNA from Carassius carassius (crucian carp), 1147 nucleotides. RefSeq lists its product as uncharacterized. Gene Ontology annotation, biological process: negative regulation of endopeptidase activity. The record is from RefSeq and is a predicted model, not a curated record. Bases 146 to 1057 code for a protein of 303 amino acids. Gene Ontology annotation, cellular component: extracellular region. Gene Ontology annotation, molecular function: cysteine-type endopeptidase inhibitor activity. Lineage: Eukaryota; Metazoa; Chordata; Actinopteri; Cypriniformes; Cyprinidae. The transcript is spliced from 8 exons.